Molecule: messenger RNA, 1887 nt
Organism: Parastagonospora nodorum SN15
Lineage: Eukaryota; Fungi; Ascomycota; Dothideomycetes; Pleosporales; Phaeosphaeriaceae
Exons: 2
Coding region: 1-1887 (628 amino acids)
Source: RefSeq, a predicted model, not a curated record
AUGCUGCCGCACGAUGAUCCUCCACUCAAGAUCCGCCCAGUGUCGAAUCAAAACAUACCGAGAAUUGUUGAAACAUUCGCCAACAAUAUUCAUUCUCCGCAGAAAGCCGUAGAAACGGACCAUGACGACAACUCUCAUGAUCCGGACACCUUCCCAGUUGAAUCUUUUGACCCAACACAAUUUGCAUUGCCGACUGCAAUUCCGAUCAACAGGGAGGGCAUGAUGAAAUCAAGGCGCCCUUCGUCAUCCACCUCGACAGGCAAAUCAGCAUCAAUCGCGCUCAUCCAGAAGGCAGCCAAAGGCCUAUACACCUAUCGCAGUAUCAGGAGCGAUCAAGUUCGCUUGCUUGUCAUCAAACCGUCAGAUGCACCGAACUGUCCUCUCAACGCUACUCUAAAGACAUUCGAUGAUAGCGAGCUGGAGAACGGGAAGCAAAUCUAUACCGCCCUGUCGUACAAUUGGGGUGACAGUGAAGCAGAUCAUACCAUAAUCAUACAGUCUGAAAUCAAGGCACGGCCAAUCAGCUCUUUGCAAGACCUUGUUGACGACGCGAUGGCAGAGAAACUCUCUGACUCCCGAAAGAUGCUCAUUCGGCAUAAUCUCUACGAUGCCCUCAAAGAACUCAGGCGGGCUUCGUGUGGGAAGCACCUGUUUAUCUGGGUAGAUGCGAUCUGCAUCAAUCAAAAUGACGACACCGAAAAACAAGAGCAGGUGAUGAAGAUGGCUAGCAUCUAUCAUAAUUCAAAGAGUGUCUGCAUUUGGCUUGGAACCGACACAACUGAGAGUCGCGUGUCAGAUCGGGCCAUGCAGUUCAUCCCACGAGCCAUUAAUCCCAAUAACUACCAAGCACUCCUCAGCGAGCCAGAAUAUAUACCUCAAUGGGCAAGCCUGUUUGAGCUAUUACUCUAUCGAGAAUUCGUGAAGUAUGUGGUCGACACUUCCAAAUCGCUCAAUAUCAUCUGCCGGUACUGGGCGCUCCCAGAGCGAGAAACGAAGACUCCUACAACACCUCGACUUGUGCAAUUGCCCACCUGGAUACUCCUCGUGGAUGACUCCGCCUUUGGAAGGGGUGAGGAGGUGUAUCAUGGCCGGAAGGCAGCCGACAGUCUCGUCGGUCUACCUGGAGCUUCUCAAUACAAUGCUUCUGGCUCUGGGUGGCUUAAAAAAGAUCCACAAGUCAUUUUCCCCGAAGAUCCUGCGCCAAUCGAAGAUGAAAUACUCGGAGGAGAUGGCAGCAAUCACAGCGUCCAUAAGGCAAUGUUGAUUGUCACUGGAGUUGCGAUUGGUAUAGUCUCAUUUCGUAAUCAACCUUUCGCGGAUGGCGUAAUUCCAAGAGACUGCCUGGAAAAGCUCGGUUGGAACUUCGAUUGGAAAGCAAAAGCAGUUAAAGAAGUUCCUGACCAACUAUGGCGCACCCUUGUUGCUGAUCGAGGUCCAAAGGGACAGGCGAAGCCCAAAACGUACCGGCUCGCUUGCCAACACUGCCUCGUCAGCUUAACGCGGAACGGUCACAUGAACAUCAAAGAAGUCCUCCGGAAGACUGAAGAUAGUAACUACACGAAAGACUACCUUGAGCGCGUCCUUGCUGUUACAUGGGACCGAUCUUUCAUCGAGGGCUUGCCAAUCCUUCCUGAACAGCCUUCAAUUGCUUCUGAAGGGCGCAGAUCUUCGGCUGGCGCAGGAAAAAAGCUUGUCGGUCUCGGACCACGCAAAACUCAAGAAGGAGACAUCAUUGCCAUCUUGUACGGUUGUAGCGUACCCGUCAUCUUGCGACCUGUGACGGGCACGCAAGAUCAUGAAUUUGUUGGAGAGGCCUACAUUCACGGGAAAAUGGAUGGAGAGGCGAUCAGUGAGUAUGUUGAGAAGACAGAAUUUCGGUUGAUUUAA